UCACUGGGACUAGGACGCUCACCACUUCGCGAGUCACUUGUGAAACGGUCGUCGGACAGUGCGCGUCAGCUGUGUUCCAGGUCUUGGUAGAACGAUUCCAGCGACGAAUAAUAAAAUAUUAAAAUAAUACAAUAAUAAAUCAAUAGCAGACGACUUCGAUCCCGCCGGCGGAAACUUCGCUCAUAGCUCGUUGUGGUACUAGUAGUGGCUCUUUGACCCGCGUUUGAGCGUUCACCGUUGUACCUACCUACGUCACUCGCCCACACGUCUUUGGUAAUCGAUUCUUCGUUUGAGCGUUCAGUACCUACCUGCGAUAUUUGCGAUAAUUGCGUGCACCGACGACCCGCUACGAUUUUCGGCACAGAUAAUAUUACAUCAUACGAUUACAGAGCACAGUCAACGUCCCGAACAGAAUUUACAAUUUUACAUAUCUAUCACGAGCGCAGUCGUUCGUCACCAAUAGCAUUUUGACUUCGAGGCAGAUUCUUUAUUUGGCUGUAUUUCUUCAAUGGAAGGCGUAAAUGCUGAAAUCAUGCAAUCAGGUUUGCAGCGACUGUGGGCUAGGCGUCAGGGUACGAUCUUAGGUCACAUGCAUGAAAUUAGAGAUGAGAUAUUGGAUCAGGGUCAAUGUGCAUCAUCAUUUGAUAACCAGCCUACUGAUGGAGAAUUACUUGGGGAUAGAGUGAAGUCUAGAGAUGAAGCUCGUUACUUAGAAAAAGACUCAUCAGUUACAUGCAUGGUUUUUAUAUCCAUGACGGACUCCAUAUUAUCAGAACGAAGUUGCUUGAGCUUGCUGAUACCUCUGGUCCAGAAAAAAUUAAUGUUCAAUCUGCAUUCAGCAGCUUAAAAACUGCAAAUUCUAAUAAUUCUGAUUGGAGUAUUGAAGAAACUUCUGUAGUUAACUUGGAUGGAGCUGAGCUCAAUGAUUUUCCUGCCAAAUAUUCAGUUCAAUUAUUACGACCAUAUGAGUUUGCUGCUGUUGGUGUCUGGAUCCAUCCAAAUAUUGUGCCUGGAUUUAAAUACAAAGUCCGUCCAAUUGAAAAUAAAGAGCGUACAAGGUUCUUAUUUGAUAACAGAGCAUUGGAAUUAAUGAGCAUUGGCCGUGGUUAUUCUAGACGUUUAACAUUUGAAGCUAGUCCAGGAUUAUUGAAUGAUAACGAAAAUUAUUUUUGGACUGAUUCCAUGCCUUCUGGUUAUGCAUUUCAAGUACAUGUUGUAUCUGUAGGAGACAACUUCACAGUUUUUGAUGCAAACAAUGUUGCUGUGGCUACAAUAGAAGUCACUAAAAUCCCGAAUGCUCAGAAAGAAGUCAAUCAUGAAGUAAUAGAGAACGGAGAGGUGAGGAAAAAUGUAGAAGUCAACAUGUUGUGCAAAGUAGAUUGGUUCUAUAAAGAAGAUUCAUCUGCAAUAACACCAGUCACUGGUAUUGCUGUGGCUUCCAAACUACCACGUGGAUCAGCAAAGCUUAUAAAGAUAUCAGAUGCUGCUAUUGGUUUUAUACCAUGUCGAGGUUACACCUUAAUACCGGGUGUAGAUGAUAAACAACGGCAAUUGGUGUUAAAUGGAUGUAGUAUUGGCGAUGCACCCACUAUGUAUACAAUGACAGGUUUAGAACCAUACGAAUUGCCUGUGAUUGGUACUUAUGUUGACCCAAGAAUCAUGCCUGGUUUUCAUUAUAAAGUUCGCCCAACAGGGCAUAAGAAUUAUUUGUUUGAAGGCAAUGCAUUACAAUUGGUCAAUAUUGGAAUGGGAUAUGGAAAACGUAUGACAUUUAAACCUGACAGUCAUAAUCUUAACAAUAACACCAACUUUUUCUGGAGUGAUUCGUAUCCAGAGGGUUAUGGGUUUGAACCUCAAGCUGUAUUUUGUGGCAUGAAGUUUGAUGUCAUGGAUGACACUCAGCGUAUUGGUGAAGCCACAGUGUUCCGCAGUGAUAAUCCUCAAAUUGAGGAUCAACAAUGUAUUGUAAAAAGCACAAAUGGAGUGACAGUGACAAAGUACAUCCAUGUGGAUGUUACAUGUCAAGUGAUGUUGAAAAGUGAUAAAUCUGACAAUGAGUCUCAUUCUGUUCGUGUUUCUGGUACUGCAGUUGUAGUCAAAUACUCGAAGCAAAAUGAAGCUAAAUUGUUGUAUAUCGAUAAUGUGGGUCUUAGCUCUAAGCUUAACUUGGUGUUUAUGAAUCAAAAGUCUCAUAUUAUUUUUCAAGCUAAAUAAUCACAUUAGAUAAUUCAUAAGUUCAGCUUAAGCACUCCAAGACAAGCAUAGAUAAUAAUUUUGUUCCUUUUACAGUUUAUAAAUGUGCCAUUUUCUGUAAAUGUACCUUGAGUAUUUUGUAUUGUUUCGUGGUUUAUUGGUUUAAUAUUCUCAAUUUAUUAGACAUUUGUUAAAUGUUUUUUUUUUAUAGUUAUAAAAUAUUUUGUAUUUUGAUUUGUUUUUGGCAUACAACUUACAUUUUUAAAUUAUUGCAGGGUCUGUGUGCUAAGCAAAAUUUAUGAAUAAUUAUUGGUACAGUAUUCUUUGUACUGUCUUACUGUAAAAAUAAUUAUUUGAACUGAUUUGAUAAAUUUGAUAAAUAAUCGAUGGAGAGAGCACAAACAUGUGUUUGGUUUUCAAAGUAUAUUAUGUUAAAAGUAUAUUUUAAUGUUUAAUAUUUUUUUCAUCCUUCACACAUUGUAUAACUUUUGUGUUAAAUAUUUUUUUUCAGUUCUCAGUAGUUGUUAACAAUUGAGACAAUUUUAAUUUUUAUAGUAAUUUUUACUAGAAAACAUUUAUGUAUUUAUUUAAUUAGUAUUUUAUGACUGAAUUCCAUGUUUAUUAUCAUAAACAAUAUUAUAUAUUUAUUAUUAUUCAAAUUAUUAAAAUGUAAUCACUAAUCAUAUUAUUUUUCUUUGGGAUAAUUACAAAAGAAAUAUGUUAUACUUUAUUUCAGUUUAUCAUGUUAUCUUAUAAUGAUUUAAUGUCUUGUUCAAUAAAUAAAAAAAAAAAACUUAA
This is a messenger RNA of Acyrthosiphon pisum (pea aphid), 2991 nucleotides long. RefSeq lists its product as uncharacterized. The transcript is spliced from 11 exons. The coding region runs from base 733 to 2214 and encodes 493 amino acids. The record is from RefSeq and is a predicted model, not a curated record. NCBI's taxonomy places the organism in Eukaryota, Metazoa, Arthropoda, Insecta, Hemiptera, Aphididae.